Molecule: messenger RNA, 5551 nt
Organism: Sarcophilus harrisii (Tasmanian devil)
Lineage: Eukaryota; Metazoa; Chordata; Mammalia; Dasyuromorphia; Dasyuridae
Gene: BTRC
Product: beta-transducin repeat containing E3 ubiquitin protein ligase
Exons: 17
Coding region: 301-2151 (616 amino acids)
Molecular function (GO): protein dimerization activity
Source: RefSeq, a predicted model, not a curated record
GAGAGGUAGGGAGAGGGCGGGGGGAAGGAAGAGGAGGCGGGAUCCGGGAGCUGCGCUGGCUGCGGCCUGGCACGAAGGGGGCGGCCCUGGCGGAGCUGAGACCCAGCGGCCCCCGGUGACUAUGGACCCGGCCGAGGCGGUGCUGCAGGAGAAGGCGCUCAAGUUUAUGAUGAGGAAGCUGAGGUAUACAGAGGUCUGAUGAUUUGGCCACUCAGACUAUAAGUCUUGGAAGAUCAGAUUUGAACUCAAGUCUCUUUUUGACUCCCAAGCCCAGCACAUUUUUCAUUCCAAAGUUGCUCUAUGCCCAGGUCUCUGUGGCUGGGCUGCUCCAGCCUGGCGGACAGUAUGCCUUCGCUGCGAUGCCUGUAUAACCCAGGGACUGGCGCACUCACAGCUUUCCAGAGCCUCCCAAACACCGAGCUAGCUCUGGCAAUGUCUUUGUCAACUUCUUUAUCAAUGUGUAACAUCCCUGGAAACUAUCCUGCCAAGAAUUCCUCAGAGAGAGAAGACUGUAAUAAUGACGAGCCCCCUAGGAAGAUAAUACCAGAGAAGAAUUCACUUAGACAGACCUACAAUAGCUGUGCCAGACUCUGCUUAAACCAAGAAACUGUAUGUCUAGCAAGUACUGCUAUGAAGACUGAAAAUUGUGUGGCCAAAACAAAACUUGCCAAUGGCACCUCCAGCAUGAUUGUGCCCAAGCAAAGGAAACUCUCUGCAAGUUAUGAGAAAGAGAAGGAGUUAUGCGUCAAAUAUUUUGAACAGUGGUCAGAGUCUGACCAGGUAGAAUUUGUGGAACAUCUAAUAUCUCAGAUGUGUCACUACCAGCAUGGACACAUAAACUCAUACCUCAAACCCAUGCUACAAAGAGAUUUCAUAACUGCCUUGCCAGCUCGAGGUUUAGAUCACAUUGCUGAGAACAUUUUAUCAUAUCUGGAUGCCAAAUCACUGUGUGCCGCUGAGCUUGUGUGCAAGGAGUGGUAUCGAGUGACAUCGGAUGGAAUGUUAUGGAAGAAACUCAUUGAGAGAAUGGUCAGGACAGACUCUCUAUGGAGAGGCCUGGCAGAACGGAGAGGAUGGGGACAGUAUUUAUUCAAAAACAAACCUCCUGAUGGGAUUGCCCCUCCAAACUCUUUUUACAGAGCACUUUAUCCUAAAAUUAUACAGGACAUUGAGACAAUAGAAUCUAACUGGCGUUGUGGAAGACACAGUUUACAGAGAAUUCAUUGCCGGAGUGAAACUAGCAAAGGAGUUUACUGUUUACAAUAUGAUGAUCAGAAGAUAGUAAGUGGCCUUCGAGACAACACUAUCAAGAUCUGGGAUAAGAACACGCUGGAGUGCAAACGCAUCCUCACAGGACACACAGGAUCAGUCUUGUGCCUCCAGUACGACGAGAGAGUGAUCAUAACCGGGUCUUCUGAUUCCACCGUCAGAGUUUGGGAUGUAAAUACAGGUGAAAUGUUGAACACACUGAUUCACCAUUGUGAAGCAGUUCUUCAUUUGCGUUUCAAUAAUGGAAUGAUGGUGACAUGUUCCAAAGACCGUUCCAUUGCUGUAUGGGAUAUGGCCUCCCCCACUGACAUCACCCUGCGAAGGGUGCUGGUAGGACAUCGAGCUGCUGUUAAUGUUGUAGACUUUGAUGACAAGUACAUCGUCUCUGCAUCAGGAGACAGGACUAUAAAGGUAUGGAACACGAGUACUUGUGAAUUUGUUAGGACCUUAAAUGGCCACAAGCGAGGUAUUGCCUGUCUGCAAUACAGAGAUAGGCUAGUAGUGAGCGGCUCAUCUGACAAUACUAUCAGGUUGUGGGACAUAGAAUGUGGAGCAUGUUUACGAGUGCUAGAGGGCCAUGAGGAACUGGUGCGCUGUAUUCGAUUUGAUAACAAGAGGAUAGUCAGUGGGGCCUAUGAUGGGAAAAUUAAAGUAUGGGAUCUUGUAGCUGCUCUGGACCCCCGUGCUCCUGCAGGAACUCUGUGUCUGCGAACCCUUGUGGAGCAUUCAGGAAGAGUUUUCCGACUCCAGUUUGAUGAAUUCCAGAUCGUCAGUAGUUCACAUGAUGACACAAUCCUCAUCUGGGAUUUCCUAAAUGACCCAGCUGCCCCAGCUGAACCACCUCGAUCCCCUUCUCGCACAUACACCUACGUCUCCAGAUAAAAUAAUCAUACAUUGACCUCACACUUGCACAGGACUCAUUAAAGUUGCGGUAUUUAAUGUAUCUGCCAAUGCCAAGACAAGCAACAACAAAAUCAACUAUCCAGUUAUCUAGGAUUAGCUGAGAAGUGGGGCUUUCAGACUCAUGUUUGAACAGAGUUGGCCUGCAGUCGACCCAGGAUGGUCUGCUCAGCACAGCUGGACUGCUAAAGUGCUGCUAUCAGAAGAUGUCUUUUAUCUUUGGUGAAUGAGUGGAACUUUUAAAACUCACCCCUUCCCUGUUCCUUCCUCUUUUUCCCACUGCACCUGUUUUCCCCCUCUUUGGUUGCAGGCACAGAUGACCUAUAAAUAUAUUUAGUGUUUUGCCAGAAUCUCUGUUGCUUUGCUGUUAAGCAGAAGAAUCAGUUCUGAGGGACAGGAGGAGGAUGCUUUGAGCUAGAAAGCUCAGCACCUUCUGCAGACUUUUUAGCUUUGGGAGCAUCCAGUACGUGACUGAAAACCACCAUUAAUGAAGAAGAGGCGAAAGUUUUCGAAUGUCUUCUGGAGUUGUUCUGAGUGAAAGGGUGUAUGUAUGUGUGUGUGAUAUUUUUGUGGUUUAUUACCACUGGCGUAUCUGGUACAUUGAUCCAGCAUCUUUGUUUCCUUCUUUCUCCCCUCCCUCUUCUCAGUUCUAUAACCACUUAGAAAGAAGAUAUAUGAAUAUCCUCAGCAUGCUUGAGGUAAAUCAACUAGAAGACACUACACUUAAAAGGGUUAAAAAAUUGUUUAGAUGAAGUGGCCAGGCCAAGAUUUUGCUUCAGGUUAUCCCAGUAGGUGAGUCUUUAGUGGAUACUGAGCUUGUAAAAGUGGUACAUAGGAACUAGCACCUCUCACCUCUUUCCCCCCUCCUUCCUCCCCCCCCCCCAAAAAAAAAAAAAACAGGAAUAUGCCAGCCCCCUAUCCUUGUCUGCCUUUUUAUUUUUUUUUUCCUCCUGGACACAGCAGUCUUCCUGAUUCCAUGUAGAGCAUUGGAAGGAGGAACUGAUUACAUUUCCUCUCAUUAACAAUUAGAUGUGUAAUAAAAGCAAUUGUACUUCAUCUUAAAUCCCUCAGAAUACAAAAAAAAAGGUUUGGAGUGACCAGGGCCAAUCCCUUGGGUGCAUUCAGCAUAACAGCUUACUUAUGAUGCUGAGCAUUCAAGUGGUAACAUCUUUCCUGCAAUUGUGAACCAAAUAGUUGAAGAAAUAGUCAAAAGUGAAAAAUGAUCAGAAUUGCUUUGGGGCCAGUAAAUACCAUCUCCCCCCAGAUAAAAUCUAAUCACUUUAACUUUGUAUUGCAGAAUCUGCCUGCACUCUUUUUUAAACCAUGUAUUCGCACAUAGGGUUAAGCUACCAUCAAAGAAGCUGAAAUUUGGGAAACAAAUUUCAACUAAUUGAGAUGGAGAUUGUAGUAGCCAUUUUUCCUUCUUUUCUUUUUCUUUCCCUUCUUACCCCUAACUUACCCAAAUUUCUCAGGCAAUUAGUUGGUAAUGAAAGUGAAUGACCCUCAUUGGUGUCCAGAUUAAAUAGCUGCCUAGAAAGCAGCCAUGUUGGAAUCACACACAUUGAUCAUGUUUCAUGUGACUCUCCACAGGCUUAGUGAGGACACUGGGAAUCACAGAAGUUUACUCUACAUGCUCCCAGACCCCAUAAUAUGGAAUGCGUGAACUUGCAUGAAUCAUCAAACUAGGCUCAGAACAAGUAGGCGAGCCAAGGCCCUACCAUCACGUAUACCCCUUCUCAAGCUUCUCGCGGAAGCUUGGCAAAUCCGUCUAACAAAUCAAAACAGCUUCUCAGGCAGCACUGAUAGCCUGAAAGUCAGGCAGAAUUAGAAGACUAUUCCAGGUCUGUUUGAGCUAGGUUGCUGUCAGAUAGGAGGGUGUCUAGCCUAUUCUCAGAAGGCAUGUCCAAAUGUGGCCUGAACAGAUUCUGAGGAUUGAGUAUUGAUAGAAAAUUGGAUACACGUGUACAUGCUUUUCCUUCCUUGAUAUAAUCAGCGCACUUAACAUUUGUAAUCCAGGUCAUAUAAAGAAAAAAUAAUUCUCUAGCACAGUGACUAACCCUCUUACUCACAAAUGCUGCAAAGAUUGAUUUCCUAAUCAGUCAUUGUUAGGGUCCCUUGUUGGGGUAUCUGCUAUUUACUGCAAUUUUCACUUAAUUGAUCUUUACUCUUGAAUUUAGGAUUUUGCUGCAGGUGAAAGAGAGGUAUCAGCUCCGAAAUGCAUAUAUUUCAAAUACUGAAAUAAAGAGAUGUGGACUUGUAGCUAUUGCAAAGGUAGCAUAAAAUAGCCAUAACUCUAUUAGCCUUCUGCUGUAUGCUGCUCUUUAAUCCAGGGGAGAUAAUGGGUCAUAAUUGGUAUUAGAGACUUAACUCUAACCCCAGAUCCUUUUUGAAGGUAUGUUGUUUUCAACACUUAUUUCAAAGCCUAUUUGGUGUACACCAUAAAGAAUCUUCUAGCUUUUAAUGAAAUUGAGCAUGGAUUUGACAACUUCAGAGCUGUUAGCUCAGAGGAGGACAUCAACUCUCUGUUGAUGAUGGAAAAGGAAAUGAAGUUAAGUGGCCUGAAAAACUUGAAUCUCACGUUUCUGAGCUUUGGGGGUCAUUUACCAGUGCAUUGUAGAAGAAAUAAUCAGGUAAGUAGAAGUUCAUUUCCAGAGAAGGUAAACCCCACUUACCAUCUCUGCAUGAUUUCAACCAGGAAUUGAUUUUCACUAAUCCCCAACUGGGCUAGAAUAAACAUAGGGUCUGACCUUUUUAAAAAGAAAAGAGAAAAAGAACAAAGAAAGUCUCUUAACCUGUUAAAAGGAAAGAUGGGAAAGUAGCUGAAAUAGAUUGAAAUACCUCCAUUACAGAUGUCUUCUCAAAAAUAUGUAGGACACUAGUAUUUAACACUUUCUAAAAUUUCAAAUUUUAGAAAAUUCCUUCUGAUGAAGAUGGAGUGAGACUCACUGAACAAGAGAAGCGUGUGCAUGUUUGCACAUGUGCAGCACACCCAUUCUCUUAACACAGCCUGAACUGCCUGGACAAAGGUCUAUAAUAUGCCUUGCUAUAAACAUGCAUAAUUUCAAUGCUAAAAGAACUUUUUACUUACAAGUAUGCAAAUUAAAAAUGGAUUUGAAGGAAUUGUGAAAGGGAAACCUAUUAUGCAGCUUUCCCUUGGCAAAAUUCUUUUACCUAAAAUCCUUACAUUCCAGGAGACUCUAAACUGAAACAGUGGCGUGUAUUAAUGUCUAUGGUUGUCAUAAAUGUAAAGACCUUUAACCUUUUGCUGAAGAGAAUCUGUGACUACUCCAUGUUGGUCCCCUGCUUGUUUGAAAACAAAUUUCAUCUUUUGAUUUGGUAUAGCCAGAAGCUGAAGAUGAAGGAAAUAAAUUUCUCUCUCCCA